Leopardus geoffroyi (Geoffroy's cat) is the source of this 9320-nucleotide messenger RNA. It is a transcript of the gene DENND1A, whose product is annotated as DENN domain containing 1A. The transcript has 22 exons. Gene Ontology annotation, cellular component: cytosol; clathrin-coated vesicle. The coding region runs from base 214 to 1926 and encodes 570 amino acids. Gene Ontology annotation, molecular function: phosphatidylinositol phosphate binding; guanyl-nucleotide exchange factor activity. NCBI's taxonomy places the organism in Eukaryota, Metazoa, Chordata, Mammalia, Carnivora, Felidae. Gene Ontology annotation, biological process: endocytosis; endocytic recycling. The record is from RefSeq and is a predicted model, not a curated record.
CCGGCGACCAUGGCGUUCGCCGGGCUGGAGCGAGUACAUUAACCCCGGGAGGCGGCGGCGGCGACGAGGGAGCGAGCUGCGAGCGGGCGGGCCCAGCCUGAGGGAAGGGAGGAAGGGGCGGGGAGAGCGCCGGAGGGAGGCCGGUCGGCCGCGGGCGGGCGGGCAGCGCAGCGCCGAGCGGGGCCCGCGGGCCCAUGAGGAGGCCCGGGGACCAUGGGCUCCAGGAUCAAGCAGAACCCAGAGACCACGUUUGAAGUGUAUGUUGAAGUGGCCUAUCCUAGGACAGGUGGCACUCUUUCAGAUCCUGAGGUGCAGAGGCAAUUCCCGGAGGACUACAGUGACCAGGAAGUUCUACAGACUUUGACCAAGUUUUGUUUCCCCUUCUAUGUGGACAGCCUCACAGUUAGCCAAGUUGGCCAGAACUUCACGUUCGUGCUCACUGACAUUGACAGCAAACAGAGAUUCGGGUUCUGCCGCUUAUCUUCAGGGGCGAAGAGCUGCUUCUGUAUCUUAAGCUAUCUCCCCUGGUUCGAAGUAUUUUAUAAGCUGCUUAACAUCUUGGCGGAUUACACGACAAAAGGCCAGGAAAAUCAGUGGAAUGAGCUUCUUGAAACUCUGCACAAACUUCCAAUUCCUGACCCAGGAGUGUCUGUUCAUCUCAGCGUGCAUUCUUAUUUUACUGUGCCUGAUACCAGAGAACUUCCCAGCAUACCUGAAAAUAGAAAUCUGACAGAAUAUUUUGUGGCUGUGGAUGUAAACAACAUGUUACAUCUGUAUGCCAGUAUGCUGUAUGAACGCCGGAUUCUCAUCAUCUGCAGCAAACUCAGCACUUUGACUGCCUGCAUCCACGGGUCUGCCGCGAUGCUCUACCCCAUGUUCUGGCAGCACGUGUACAUCCCCGUCCUUCCUCCACACCUGUUGGACUACUGCUGUGCUCCCAUGCCCUACCUCAUAGGAAUCCAUUUAAGUUUAAUGGAGAAAGUCAGAAACAUGGCCCUGGAUGAUGUCGUGAUCCUCAACGUGGACACCAACACCCUGGAAACUCCCUUUGAUGACCUCCAGAGCCUCCCAAAUGAUGUGAUCUCUUCACUGAAGAACCGGCUGAAGAAGGUCUCCACAACUACGGGGGAUGGUGUGGCCAGGGCCUUCCUCAAAGCCCAGGCCGCUUUCUUUGGCAGCUACCGAAACGCUCUGAAAAUUGAGCCGGAGGAGCCAAUCACCUUCUGUGAAGAAGCCUUUGUGUCCCAUUAUCGCUCGGGAGCCAUGAGGCAGUUCCUGCAGAAUGCCAUCCAGCUACAGCUCUUCAAACAGUUUAUCGAUGGUAGACUGGAUCUUCUCAAUUCUGGCGAAGGUUUCAGUGACGUUUUUGAAGAGGAGAUCAGCAUGGGCGAGUAUGCUGGCAGCGAUAAACUCUACCAUCAGUGGCUCUCCACAGUCCGGAAAGGAAGCGGAGCCAUUCUGAAUACCGUGAAAACAAAGGCGAACCCAGCUAUGAAGACUGUCUAUAAGUUUGCAAAAGAUCAUGCAAAAAUGGGAAUAAAAGAGGUGAAAAACCGCUUGAAGCAAAAGGACAUCACCGAGAAUGGCUGUGCCCCCACCAUGGAAGAGCAGCCGCCAAAGACUGUGCCGUCCCCACUGGUGGAGGCCAAGGACCCUAAGCUCCGAGAAGACCGGAGGCCAAUCACUGUCCACUUCGGACAGCCACAAAGACUCCGUCCCACUCGCCCGCCGCCUCCCAAGAUACAGCGCUCGAGGCCCGUGCGCCCUCCCCGUCCACAUGUGGUAAAGAGACCAAAGAGCAACAUCACGGUGGAAGGCCGGAGGACGUCCGUCUCAAGCCCCGAGCACUCCAGCUGGCAAGACCAAGUUCUUGAAACACAGGAAGCAUCCAGCGGAAAAUAUUUUAAUAAAACAGACUCCUCAUAAAAUAUUGUUCUGGGGGGGAAAGAAAGCAGCUCCACCAAUCUGUCAGCAUUGUGUUGGGAGACACGAGAAGACAAGCCGGCAGGCAGGAGCCAGAUCCUAAUGGGCCUUUGUUGCCGGUGGUUCCGUGUGGGGCACGUGGACUCGGUGCCUGGCCCUUUAAUCUGGCCUGGAUUUUCUGGACUCACGGAUCUUUGUCUCCGCUGGGAAUAUCAAAGUGCAUCGGCAACUUAGAGGGUUCGGACGGCAGCAAGAGACAGGAGAUCUUUGAAGUGGAGCGAGAGGUUCCGUCCUCCCGGCUUCUGCCCCAACUCUCACUUCCAAAUAGACCAUUAAAUAAUUAACUUUGUGGACGGCAAGAUGGAGCUGAUUAACAAUAAGACAGUCUCCUUGGCCUCCCGCAGCAGCUUGGAGUCUGGAAUUCAUCAAGGCCCAGGAAUAUCGGCUGCCAGCUCUCUGGCUGGCCCACCCAUUGGACUCUAGUUCUUUCUUUCCAGAUGAUGUCCAUCUGUCCAUUCAUGCAUCCAUUCAUUGAGCAAAUAGCUUCAAAACCCUACCAGGUGUGAGCUAUUUGGGACCUUUUAAAGACGGCCUUUAAAGAGAAUCCCCGUGCCAAUUCUUUUUUGACUUGCGUUUCUCCAAAAUGAAAUUCUCUCCUAUGUCAAAUGCUCUUUCCGAAUCAAAGGUGGGUGUCCCAGCCCCUGACAACCGUCUGAUGACAACUGGAGGAACACUUCAGAAAGAUUUCUGGGGAAAACAUUCCCUCUGUUUUUCAGUUAACACCAGCUAAUUAAUAUUCAGUGACUAUUUCUUCUCCAGAAGUACUAGCUACUUCCAUUAUUAUUCAGAACGGGCUGCCAGAAUGCCCUGAGGAUUCCCCAGGGGGAGAGCCAGGGCUGGGAGGGGUCAGGCACUGCGGGCUGGGGGGCAGAGACCAGUUAGCAGCAAGCACAGCCCAGCGCCUGUUGUGUUCUAGGCCCUCUUCAGCGGGUAUUUGUUUCUUCUUCCACCGAAUGGGAACUAGGGCUCAGAAAACGCGUUUGACCGGUGUUCCCGGGGUCAUCUGGUCAGAAGGUGGCGGGGCCAGGACUCCACAUGCUACUUGAUUUCAUUCUCUCCGCUACACUCUGCUGCCCACGGGGUCCCCUCGUCAUUUUGGUGAUUCUGUGUCCUAAGAUGAGUUGCCCCACACGCUACCCUCUCUGUCUGGCUCCUUGAAGUUGGGAUCUAGAGGCGUUCAGUCGUCUUCCUGGCAAAGAAGCAGUGUCCCCUGGUGCCUGAGUGCUUCUGCCUACGACCUUUACUGAACCAUCCCUUAAGCUUGAGAAAGGUAGGUGGUGGCUUUCCCCUCUCACAGAGAAACUGAGGCUCAGAGAGAGAUCUUCUAGAACCAGCUGAAGGUCUCUGGGCUAGAAAAUGGUGCGAUCGGCCGUCUGAUAACACAGGCCUCACCCCUUCUUCGAUACCAUCCAAGCUUUUCCGUUACGAACCUAAGUAUGACCAUGAGUUACUGUGAGUAAUGAGGACAGUGGGGGCUGCGGUGGGCACGAGGAGUUUCCCAUCUCCCGCCUGUUAAAGGCUAUUUCGGCCGCAGUGUGCAUGGCUGUCAGGCCCCAACUUAUUUUCCUUUUGGCCUGCCAGGUAUCGGAGAAUUUCUCAUCCAACGUGACGCUUAGAAGGAGCCGGCGGCAAACUCUCAAAGGCAGCGCUGGGCUCAGUACCGCCCGCCCCUCAGGAUGGCGCUCGGUGUGCAGACAGAGGAGUGGCCUGCUGGUCCCCAGGUGCCUCUCGUGGGCCGGGCUGCUCGUCAUCUGUUCCCCGUGGUGGGGGCUGGGCAGUGGCCCUCGCAGACUUGCUGAGGGUACAGACAGAGUCACGUACAGCCUCCACCUCGCUUAAUCUUCACGACAACCCAGAAGGGUAGGGCUGUCUUCUGAGCCUUAAUGGCGAAGAGGCUUGCAGUCAGUAUAGAUCAGAGACGAGCCCCGUGCCGACCAGCUGCAGAGCCUGAACCCUUUUGACGGCACACCUUUGUCUCCCCUCCAGCGGGCGAGCCAGGCACCACCCCCACAGGAGUCCUGACUGGCUGCAGGCUGCGUAUUUGAAGUUUCAUUGUACUAAGUAGGAAUGGUCAGGAUUCAGGCACCGAGGGCCCACCAGCCAUUGCCCUGCUCACCUCGCUGGCCAGAUCUGUACAGCCUCUGCUCUUUUCAAGUGAUUUUGUUUGUCUAUAAAAAUAACCCCAUAACCUUACAAUCCAGAAGUUGGGCAAAAGAGACAAGAUCAUUCUGAACCUCCCUGCCUACCAGCAUUUCUGCAGGUUCCCCUCCGGUCUUUUUCCUAUAUAUAUCUUGUGGAGCUGCAGCGUCCUUGCAGUAUUCCGCCCUGUGGACUUGCCCGUGUCCUUGUAACCCCUGCCGUGCGUGACUGUGCCAAGAUCACAUUUUGCGUCCAUGCGUGGGCCGCCUCACCACGCCCCCUCCUAUUGGAUCUGUACACUGCUCUAGAUUGGAUCUGUAGACGUGAAACGCCAGAAAAAAAUACCCCUGUUCUUAAACUUUUCUCAUCUGAUAUCGUCAUAAGGAAUGGAAUGAUUAACCACUACCAUUAAUGCUGUCCAAGCACUUUAUAUACACCGUUUCAUUUAAUCCUCGCAAGAAAUUUUGGGAGUGAGGGUAAGGUAUCAUUAGCUCUAUAUUAUAGAAGAAGUAGCUGAGACCCUGAGAGGUUGUCACUGCCCUGUACCCUUACCCAGUCAUAGAGGCAAAUUUCUAAAUUGCUAAAUAACUUGCUGAAAGAUUUGUACCACUUUGUACUCCCACCAAAACUCUGGACUGCCUGCGAAUCUGAGUCUGGAGGGACCCAGAAGAGCAUGUGGCUGCAUUAGGAAUCCUUUUUUUAAGUUUGUUUGUUUAUUUACUUAUUAGAGAGUGCAAGUGAGUGAGGAAGGGGCAGAGAGAGAGAGAGAGAGAGAGAGAGAAUGAAUCCCAAGCAGGUCCACACUGUUAGCACAGAGCCCCACGUGGGGCUUGAACUUACGAACCACGAGAUCAUGACCCGAGCCAAAACCAAGAGUCGGAUGCUUAACCGACUGAGCCACCCAGGUGCCCCAGGAAUCCUUCUGACCAAGGAGAAAUUCCGCAGGCUGUGCUGGCUGGGCUCAUAGUCUGUGCACCAAAUGGCCAGCCCCCACUGCUUUGGAAUUUGUAGAGUCUGAUCAUCCAAAUUGCAUUGCGUGACCCCAGCACCCAAAGCCCCAGAAGAUUAAAAUAAGAUCAGAGGAAGCUGCCAGAAGCAUUUAGUGAGAGCUCUACCCACAGACGAGGUCUCAGAACACUGCAGUUGUAUCUCUUUGGGCCGGGUGCACACGUGCUCUGGCCAAAGACGAUGUUCCACACCCUGCCGUGUCCUCAAGACCAGGGCUCAGCACAGCCCUGGUGGUGCUGGCCACAGAGCACAGCGGGUUAGAGCCCCGUUCCCUCCUACCCAGGCCCAGAGCUGCCCCAGGGGUGUGGUUGGUGAACUGUUGCCAGGGCAGUGGCCUAGGACUCUGGUGCCAGGGACAGACCUGGGUCAGCAUCUUGCCCACUAGCUGCCAGCCAGAGACCCUGGGCAAGACUUUUUGCCUUUUUUUUCUUUUUUUUCUUUUUUUUUUUUAGAGAGCAUGAGCUGAGGAGCAGAGGGGGAGAGAGAGAGAGAGAGAGAAUGAAUCCCAAGCAGGUCCACACUGUUAGCACAGAGCCCCACGCGGGGCUUGAACUUACGAACCACGAGAUCAUGACCCGAGCCGAAACCAAGAGUCGGAUGCUUAACCGACUGAGCCACCCAGGUGCCCCAGGAAUCCUUCUCUCCAAGGAGAAAUUCCGCAGGCUGUGCUCUUUAUGUCACACACACAGGGGUCUAGGAGCCCCUCCAGGGCAAGGGCCAUGUGCCUCUUCAACUCCCAGACUGGAGCCUAGCUUAGGGCUCUGCUCGGGGACAUUUACUGAAUGAAUGGACAAGGGAAUCACUGAAGGCUUAUAGCUCAUAGCCCCCUGGAGAUGGGGAAGGGAUGUCAGUUAACCACAAAUGUGGAAAGAGCGCCUACUGUGUGCCAAAUAUGAUUGGGUGUGACUGUGAAGCUACCAGCACCUGUCCCGCCCAGGCCAUCUAAGAGCCAGAAACUGCCAUCAGCCCCAGGAGCAAGUCUCCAAGAUGCCAGCUGGGCCCUGGGCCCCAGGGGUAGGGACAGCUCUCUCGGUACUGACCCCCUGGCAGCCUGCCAGGACCCACUCCCUGAGCAGCCAAGAGUUCAAACCCUGGAGCAGAGGGUCCCAGACCCAAUUAGCAAUGUGAAAGAGGCCCCUGACCCCACUCAGGCCCCCCUCCCCCUCUCCAGCAGUAGGUUCUGGGCCCUGGAGACAAAGCCACACAGCAGAAGUCAGACGUGGAGCCUGAGCCCAGACCGGAAAAGAAGGAACUGCUGAGGAGUCCCCAGGGAUGCGCAGCGGCCCAGGCAAACACAGGUCUCCCUUGUCCCCAGCCACUUCUGCCUACCGCUCAGAGGGAAGGAGCCCUCCCAGGAGCUGUCAUGACAGGGAGAGUUAGUUCCAGCUGAGAACCCAAGCCUUUAGCGCACCCCCGGGAGAGAAGGUGCUCCACCCCCAAGACCUGCUGCUUUCAGCCUCCUUUGAAAGUUUUGCCACCUCUCCUGAGCCCCUCCCUCUUCCAGGAGUCCCGUCACCCUUUCUCAGGGCCUGUUUCAGGCCCAGCCCUUCUACAUGUCACCUUGGUUAACCUACUCUCCCCCCCCCCACACCCCCAAAAGUCAUCACGGCUCAGGUGUGUUCACCUGUUCAGCCAGUGAGGGAACCAAGGCUCUAACAGGUGGAAUGGUGGCCUUAGAUCCCGGAUGUGCAUCUAGGUCUGCAGGGUCCCAUGGCCACGUCCACUGCUUUCUCACCAGACACCCUGUCCUCCACCAUUGCUCCCAGGGCCCCCACAGGAGACUCAGGCUCAGGGCAGGCAGAGGCGGUCCUUGGGGUGAGGGCUACUUGUUGUUUACAGUCUACACGGUUUCUCUUCUGGGUAGGAAAUGUGUAGAUGGUGUCCCCACCCCCGUCUUCUCUCUACCAAAGAGCCUGAAGAAUGGGAAGGUGAAGCCUGGGUCCUUGUUCGGGCUUCUCUGCCUAUGAGAAGGACUGGGAAGGACUUCUCAGGGCGUCUCGGGGAUGGGUAUGGAACAUGUGAAGUUGACACUAGUGAUUUUUCAAAAGAAAGGAUGAAUGAAUGAACAUAAACGUUGACAGACAGAUGGAAUGAUGAAGAAUGGAAAGAUAAAGGGUACAGCCAACCCUCUCAAGAGAGAAAGAGAUGAGGCCAAGCCAGUAAGGCCCCCUCCCCAGUCCUCACAUCACCCCUUAAUCUGGCACGUCACCUCAGUCCUCCUGUGGGUUCAAGGCCCUCCUCCACCACCUGGUCCCUACCAACCCUGCCAGUCUUUUCUUGAAACUCCCGCCCUGACCUCAAGCCCUUUGUGCCCACUCCUCCCAGAGACCCCUCCAGGCCAUCCUGCAGCCUCCUCCAUACUCAGCAUUGGAAGCCCAGCUCCCACAUCACCUCCCGCAUGGAGCCUCAACCAAGAGCCCCUGAACCAGGGGUACCCCCCCCCCCCCACUGCCCUCUGGCAGGGCACGUUCCCAGUGGGGUGAGAAAAAGUUGAUCUCACACCCACCCAUCCCCACCAGACCAGUUGACCUGACAGGAAGAGCACCCUCUGCUGGUGAUCUUGACUCAUGACAGCAGUGAUUCAGUCUUCCUGUUUUAGAGUAGAUCCUCACGUACAACUGAGUGCAAAGAUCCAGUGUCCAGCAGGCUCUGUAUCUGUCUCCAGUUUUUCCUCCCUGAGAAUGGUCCUAGCUCUUAACCCAGGUCACACAGAGAAUAGCUCCAGUGCAGUUCUGGAGCUUCCCUUGGGGGCUGUGCACCAACUUGUUUCCCCCAAAGACCCUCUGACUUGCUUCAGGGCUCUGUUCUAUUGUUUUCAUCUAUGCGUAUGCCCGGGUGUGGUCUGGAGUCUUGGUCCUGUGUUAUGGUGAUGGAGAGAUGGCAUGGGAGUUCUGGAAGGCAGCUACGCUCACCCCUAUACCACCAACACAUGGCGUGGGAAUUGUGAUGUGCUACCAUAGGCCCAACUGACCCGAACCCUCUAGGUUAGGGGACCUAACCCUGACCUAACCAGUUAGGGGACCACUAACCCUGACCAGGAAAGUCUUUGAAAGCAGGAGCCACCUUAUGUUCGUCCUUGAACACCUAGGGAAGACCCUACACCAGAUGAAAAUGCCCCGAAUCUGUCUGUUAGCAGGUGAAUGUGGCAUAUGGAUAGUAAUUGAGUAUGUACUAUCCCUGGGCAUGAGGCCAAGCCCUUUACGAAUAAUUUCAUUCAACUUUGUGACAACACCAUCAGGAGGGCUGUAGAACCCCCAUUUUGCAGAUAAGAUAUUGAGGUGCAGGGAGGUAAAAUGACUUUCCCAAGGUCAUCUGGCUGGGAAGUGGGGGGGUGAUGGGAAGCUGCACAGAAUGGCACAUCUACUGGGCUGGCAGGACCUGGCCUUGUCCUGGGGCCCGUCCCCGCUCAUCGGCCCAACAGGAGCCUUGUAAUCAAAGGAUGCCAGGGCGGCCAUUUACAAAGUGAAGAUCCUUUGUGCUGGAGUGAAAUGAUCCUUUAAAAAAUGAUCACCGGCUCCCCUUGUUACCUCUGGAGACCAAGUCCUUGCUGAUUUUUCCCUUCCUUAUCUCAAGUACAUUUAAAUGUCAAUUAAAUUUGAAAUAUCUACAUUUGUCAGCAUUUCAUUUUGGGCCAGCGUGACGUGCUGCUGAUUUGUCCACGCGAUGUGACACAUGAAAAAAACUCUCGAGAUGCAGAUCUUCCUCAUUAAAAAAUAAGCCCAUGCGAUCCCGGCACGGCGGAGAGCCACAGAGCACGUCCCCGCUUCCUGACGCCGUGUCUCUGACAUGGUAUUUAAAAAGGAACAGCCGCGCCUGUCACCACUGUCACACGCGUGCGCUAACCGGCGACACGUUAAACCAAACAUUAGAAAGGGUUCGGGAAGUCAUCUGCAUGGGAACUCCGAGAUGAGGUGGGCAGAGGCAGGAGCAGCCGUGGGAGAUGAUGGGGUCUGAAUGGUGAUGGACAGCGGGCCUUUCUUUCUCGCCAAGACUCUGGCAGCCCCUCGCUGGGUAGCCAAGUUCACCACGACCUGCCUUUUCACAGACAGCUCUUUGUGUGUAAUCAAAUCCAGGCGAGUGGUGGGUGGCAGACUGCAGGCUACUAGCUGAAUUGGGUUAAUGAGGGAAGAGGUACGCUUUUUUUUCCCCCCCGUAUUCUGCCUUAAGCUAAUAAAAAAUUUAAACCUGGA